Messenger RNA from Coffea arabica (coffee), 2604 nucleotides. The record is from RefSeq and is a predicted model, not a curated record. NCBI's taxonomy places the organism in Eukaryota, Viridiplantae, Streptophyta, Magnoliopsida, Gentianales, Rubiaceae.
AUGAGUGUCGCCGAAUAUGAAAUCCAGUUCACAAAGCUAUCCCGCUUUGCACCUGAGUUGAUAGCCACCGAGCAAAGGCGUGUUCGGAGGUUUGUGCAGGGUUUGAAUGUGGAACUACAGGAAAGUUUAGCCGCCGUAAGGAUAGAUACUUUCCCAGAUGCUGUCGAAAGAGCUCAGAGAGUUGAAGUAGCUAGAGCUCAAGUGAAAUCUUUUCAAGCUAAGAAAAGAUUUGCCCCCAGCAGUAGUCGAGAGCCGACGUAUGGAAAUACUCCACCGGCUAACGUGGGCCGAGGUACAGGCGGAGUGACUAGUCCCGGAGCACCGCGAGGUGCAUUAGCAAGGGGAACCGGGGCAAGGAAUGCAGGGGGAAGAAACAAUGGAACUAGAGGGGGACCGAUUGGAAGAGUACAACCUAGGAAUACCUCGCAAGGAGGCCGAGCCAUAAUUCCCCAAAUGACUUGUGCAUAUUGUAAGAAACCUGGUCAUACUAUGGAUGACUGCUGGAAGAGGCAAGGAAAGGGCUUGAAAUGUGGAAGUAGCGAGCACCAAAUUUCUGGAUGUCCAAAAAUGCAGGAAGGGACUACUUCGAACGCUAGACCAAACACUUCUGGAGGGAGCCGGCCGACAGUUCCUGCCAGAGUGUAUGCUAUAGGUGACCAACCUGUACCUGAUUCCUCGGAAGUGGUGGAAGGUACACUUCCGAUUUUUCAUCGAUUAGCUAAAGUGUUAAUUGACCCUGGUGCAACCCAUUCAUUCGUAAAUCCAUCUUUUAUGUCUGGAAUAGAUGUGCAACCUGUUAGAUUACCCUUCGAUCUUGAAGUUAGGACUCCCAUGGGUAAUAAGAAUGUAAUCACUAGUUUGGCUUAUAAGAAUUGUGAAUUCUGGAUUGGAGAGCGUAAAAUGCUAGUGGAUUUGAUCAGUCUGGACAUAAAAGGUUACGAUGUUAUAAUAGGAAUGGAUUUUCUAGACCAUUAUCAUGCUAAACUUGACUGCCGAGCGAAAGUGGUGGAAUUUUGUAUACCUGGUGAAGCAACCCUGAGGUUAGAUGUCAAGGGUAGGUUAGCAUCAUCUGCUAUGAUCUCAGGAAUCCGAGCAAGGAAAAUGUUGUCUAAAGGAGCGCAAGGUUUCUUAGCCUUCUUGAUAAACGCCCCCAGUGAUCAAGUGAAGCUGGAGGAUGUACCAGUGGUACGGGAAUUUCCGGAUGUUUUUCCCGAAGAGUUAAGGACUCUACCCCCGGAAAGGGAAGUGGAAUUUAAGAUUGACUUGAUGCCUGGAACGGCUCCAAUUUCUAAGACCCCAUAUCGAAUGGCUCCUGCCGAGCUAAAAGAAUUGAAAAUUCAAUUACAGGAUCUGUUGGAGAAGGGCUUUGUGAAGGAGAUCAUGCCUUUUGGAUUAACCAACGCACCAGCUGCUUUCAUGGACCUGAUGCAGAGAAUUUUUAAGAAGUAUCUGGAUCAGUUUGUAGUGGUUUUCAUAGAUGAUAUCCUGAUUUACUCUAAGACUCGAGAGGAGCAUGCUAAGCAUUUAGAGGUGGUUUUGCAGAUACUAAGAGAACAUAAGCUGUAUGCCAAAUUCAGUAAGUGUGAGUUUUGGUUGACUGAAAUAUCUUUUCUAGGGCACAGAGUUUCUGAAGAUGGAAUUUCCGUGGAUCCGGCAAAAGUUGAGGCCAUUAUGAAUUGGAAACAACCAGAAACUCCAACUGAAGUUAGAAGUUUCUUGGGUUUAGCAGGUUAUUAUAGGCGAUUUAUUCAGGAUUUCUCGAAGAUUGCAGGACCUAUGACUGAGCUAACCAAGAAAGGAGCCAAGUUUGUCUGGACUCCGAAGUGCGAGUCAAGUUUUCAGGAACUAAAGAAGCGGUUAACAUCCGCUCCCGUUUUGGUUUUACCUGAUGGAGGUGAAGGUUAUGCUGUAUAUUCUGAUGCUUCCAGAGAAGAAAAAGCCAAUGUGGUGGCUGACGCUCUUAGUAGGAAGGCCCAAGUAGCAGGGUUAAUGGUAAAAGAGUGGGAUAUGUUAGAGGAAAUAAGUAGUUGGAACCCUCGCCUGGAGAAAUUGAAGGUUUUAUUUGGGAAUUUAUCAUUGAAGUCACCGUUACUAGAGCGUAUUAAGGAGGCCCAGAAAAUGGACCCUAUGAUUCGGAAGAAUCUGGAAAAAGUGCAAAAAAGGGAAACCCUAGACUUCAAAUUAGGGCCUGAAGGGGUAUUGAGGUUUCGAGAUCGAAUUGUGAUUCCGGCAGAUGAGGAGCUAAGGAAAGGAAUUCUAGAAGAAUCACAUCGGUCAAAGUAUACUAUACACCCAGGUGUGGCCAAGAUGUAUCAUGAUGUGAAGGGAUUAUACUGGUGGGAAGGUUUGAAAAAGGACGUGGCAGCGAAAUAUUAUCCUGAUCCAAGUCACGUGUUGCCACUAGAAGGAAUUGAGGUGGAUGAAACGUUAACGUAUGAAGAAGGACCGGUCAGGAUUUUGGAGAGAGAAAUGAAGGAACUGAGAAAUAAGGAAAUUCCUCUGGUGAAGAUUCUAUGGAAGAAUCAUGGACUCGAGGAAGCAACGUGGGAGUUAGAAGAAGAAAUGCAGAAAAAGUACCCCGAUUUAUUUAUCCAGAAUGUGUGA